Helobdella robusta is the source of this 2256-nucleotide messenger RNA. RefSeq lists its product as hypothetical. The transcript has 14 exons. Gene Ontology annotation, cellular component: perinuclear region of cytoplasm. Gene Ontology annotation, molecular function: RNA binding. NCBI's taxonomy places the organism in Eukaryota, Metazoa, Annelida, Clitellata, Rhynchobdellida, Glossiphoniidae. The record is from RefSeq and is a predicted model, not a curated record. Gene Ontology annotation, biological process: RNA processing; intracellular calcium ion homeostasis. Bases 1 to 2256 code for a protein of 751 amino acids.
AUGAAUUUUGAAAACAGAUGGGUCUUGAGAUCCGCUCUGAACUUCGCAAGUGAUGGAGAAAUAGUUAGAGAAGUAGGUAGAGAGUUCCAGAGAAAAGGACCAGAAAAAGCAAAAGCAGAUUUGGCAAAAGAGUGUUUAACACGAGUUAAGAAAAAGCGAGAAGAAGAAGACGAUCGUAAACCGGAGCGUUUAGAUUCUGAGAUGAAGAAUAUAAUUGACAAGUUAGCAAAUUUUGUGGCCAGGAAUGGGCCGGAGUUUGAGCAGAUGACAAAACAGAAGCAGAAGGACAACCCAAAAUUUUCUUUUUUAUUUUCUGGCGAAUUCAACGGCUACUAUCAGUAUAGAGUGAGCACAGAACAAGCCAUACAACAAGUCAUUAACCAACAAUCUGUUAAGUCAGCUCCCUGGCAACAACAACAACAAACACCGACAAUAUCAACAACAAUCUCUCAAUCUCAGCAACCAGUCAACACUAAUCAGCCUAAUUUGAGGGAGCAGUUAGAGCAGAUGAAGUUAAAUGCGAAAGAGCAGAUAUCACAAAGUGAAAAUAAUCUAACUGCACAGUAUCAAAACCUCAUGCAACAACAGCAGGUUAAGUUGGAGGAAGUUUUAUUGAAAGCCAAGAAAAGCCACACUCGAAAGAAUGUCAAAGACCUGAAAGAGAUUCUCGAAACUAUAUCAGUUGUUCCUUCAUUCUGUCUGACCUAUAUUGCUGCCCAUGAGGAGGGCAAGGCCAAAUUAAUUCCUCAACUGUCACAACAGCAAAUGAAAGAUGCGAAUGCUGGCAUUGCAGCCUACCAGGCCUUCCUGUUGAAUGAACACGCAGCGGUCGUGUCAGAAGUCUCCACGACCACCAACAACGCCUUUCUUCUACUCCAACAGCAACACCACGAAUUCGUCAAUCAUCUCAAUAGUCAAAUUGUCGCUCUCGAACUUGAGUUGCAACAACAGCAACAACAGCCAUUGUUACAACAACAACAACCAUUAUUACAGCAGCAGCCCAUGUUACAGAAACAACCGUUGUUACAACUUCAAUCACAACAGCCACCUAUAUCUCAACAACAAUAUCAGCAGCAGCAGCAUCAACCUUUAUUACAACAACCUCCCAUACCUCAACAACAACAAUAUCAACAGCAGCAACAACAGCAGCAGCAGCAGCAAACCAGCAAUGAACAGAUUGAUCCACAGCAGCUACAACCACCGAAUUUCUGUAAUCCUCCACCGUUUGCACAUCCAAUGCAGCAAGCCCCACCAGCUUUUCGCAUGCCACCUCCAUUCAAUCCUGAUUUCUCAGGGGCGGUCCCUCCCCCCUUGCACUUUCCCGACCUGAGCAAGCCCCCUCCGGGAUUUCCAAUGCCUCCAAUGGGCUUCUGUCCUCCACCCAUUCCCAAUCUUCCACCUCCGCCGCCAAUGUUUCACCCUGAUCUCGACCUUGUACCCACCAUCCCGUACUAUGAUCUGCCUGCUGGUCUCAUGGCUCCCCUAGUUAAAUUAGGAGAUUGUGAGUACAAAUCUCUGGACCCCAGGAACAUCCGACUUCCACCUCCGAUGCCACCCACUGAUAGGCUGCUUGCCGCUGUCGAGGCCUUCUAUAGUCCGCCAUCGCAUGAGAGGCCCCGAGAUGCGGACGGCUGGGAGAAGUUGAGUCUGUUUGAAUUCUACAAAGCCAAAAAUCAGGCGAAGACAAAAAAGAUGGAAUCGACUGCUAACAAUGUUGCCAAUAAAGUUGGCAACGAUGCCCAAAAUAACAAGAGCAACAACAAAAUUUUAAACAACAUCGCUAGGGAACCGUUCAAUGAUGUACGGGGGUCGAGGCCCACAAACUACAGUCGGUCUCCAUCUCCGGACGGCAGGAGGGGGAGGGCCACCAGGAAUCGGUCGAGAUCAUAUUCCAGUUCAUCAUCAAAAAGUAGGUCACGAAGUGGGUCACGAAGCAGAAGUAGGUCACGAAGCAGAAGUGGAUCAAGGUCGAGGUCACCAGAUCAAUUCCAGGACAUGUUCUAUUUAUCAACAAGUAGGAACGAUAAACUGACGGAAAGCAACAAAGGACAUCAACUUAUGAAGAAGAUGGGAAGUAGUGGAGACGGCAUCGUCGAUCCGAUCGAUCACGCGGACGUGCGAGAUAAACAGGAUCAAUUCAAAGGACUGGGAAUGAACCUGAACGAUCCGUUUGAAAGUUUCCGCAAGAACAAAAGUUCCGGGUUCAACGUUCGCAUGAGAGAGAGAGCAGAUGCUAGAUCGGGCAGAAGGGAUUGA